AUGCACGGACGCAUCUUGGCUUGGAUACUUCCAAGAGUGUUGAUACCAGACCGCCAGAUGAAGAUGCUCCAAGCGACCAGGGCCCUACACCCAGCAAUAGCAGCCAGUAAGCCUUCCAGCACCACCGCCAGUUGGCGACACAACCCGUUGUACUUCUUGCCUUCUGAGGAGUGUGCCCAAUUCCCAGCGGGCUCCUUGUGUCUCUCGCCAGGUUGGUUCCAACAACACGCCAUUUGCCUUGCAUCUGGACAGCCUUUGCAGCAUAUGGAGUCUGGGAGGCUGGAGACCUCCGCCAGCCUGAAGCUUGAGGGCGGAAGAAGUUGGCUGCGUGAUAUUCAUGACUCCUCCGCAUUGCUGGGCGCCAUCCUGGCCGUCGUUCACCCAACACUAUAUGCCGCAGGACGCCAGUGCUUAGGUUUGAUCCAGCAAGACCCAGAAUUGCGAGAGAUGGCGCUGAACUGGUCGUCGCCAUUCAAUGCGCUCCAGGUGAUCGCCAACCGGGAAACUCCUUUCCACCGAGAUAGCAAGACAAGAUACACCUUCUACGACCUGUUGGCGACGUUGGGCAACUACACUUGCGCGUGGUUGAAGUUCCCCGCCAUGCGUGUCGCCAUUGAUUAUAGUCCUGGAACUGUCAUAGCCUUCUGUGGAAAGGCGAUUCGUCAUGGCGUCACUCGAGCAGAUGGCGAAAGGCUCGUCUAUGCAUACUUCAUGCGAGAGGGUGUCCAGAACAGGCUAGGCAUUCCGGCGCCCCACUGGAUGCAAGCUUCAUAUUACGCCUCACACAUUGGCAUGUGCACAGUUCAUCACCGAAGGGACAUCAUGCCAAAGACUGAUGGAGACGAGAACACUAUGCAGGGGAUGGAGACUGUCGAUGGCAGCUUCAUUGGCGGGACAAAGUUGGCGGAGGUGAUGGCGAAAUCUCAAGGUGUAGUUAUCACUGAUGGCAGCGUAUGGUUGGCGGACCUCGAAGUUGGCGGAGAUGGUGGCGAAAUGUAUUCAGUCGAGAAGUUACGCAACAAAAGCAGGCUCGUUGUAGACCUGGAUGACGAGGUUGAGUUUGUGACCAAGGUAGCUAAGCAGACCACUAGGGGAGUACACUAUGUAGACGUACCUUUGCCCAUGCCCACGGGUUCAAACGUGCCAUCGCCUUCCAAAAGUCCAUCGAAGGCUCCAGCUUCAGGCUCCUUGUUUAACUUGGAUGAUGGCGACGUCCUGGGCAACAUAGGUGUGCCGAUUCAGCUGGAUCCGGCGGCUCGGAAGACAAAGACCCAGAAUGACUUCAUGAGGGACUGGAUACCCCACCGUGAUGACUAUCUUCAUGCCAUUGUCGAGAUGGAAGCCCCGCCUGAGCCCAGAAACUGUGCGGAAUGCAAGCGUGCUCCUUUCCAUCGGAUAGAGCAUUGGCAGGGUCAGUAUUUUGAGCUGGCAUCACUGUAUCGGGUUGGCGUCUGCAUCCAUUUGGGGCAUGGCGGAGAUCCCUGCCCUCUGGGCGCCUUCACAGCACAUAACAACCCUGCGCCGGUGGUGGCCCCGGGGUCCGAUUUCUGGAAUGCCUCCAAUGAAGACCUAAAUGCACAUGAUGGCGAGGUCUCAGAUGAUGGCGAGGUCCCAUUCAACUUUGCACCUCUGGCAGGCACCCUUGACGGUGAAGCAAGGCAAACCGACGAUGCUCCCGAUCCCACUUGGGAGGAAGAUGUGCCACCGGUGCUCUCCCGGCCACCUCGCCGUGACAGUUACGGGAAUCGGAUCAUAGUCAUUGUCGACAUCUCUGGCGUUCACCAUAUCGGCGUUGACUGGUGCCAGUGUGAGAUGGCAGUGGAGCGUGACAUGCAGCUUCUUCAAAUGGGACUUUACCCUGGUACCGUCAAGGAUCCCCAUACCGCCUUCACAUUCGCUGUCCUCGACGAUUUCCUUCUGGAGAACAAAGAGUGCAAGACGGCGGCAUUAAACUACUACAGCAAGCUCAAACGGGUCAUGAGCAAUGCCUUCCCUGGCACCGUUCCCGACCGUUAUCGUGAGCUGAUGCGGGUGUCCCGCCAAUGGCGCCAACUCAAAUAUCGCAAGUGGCACGGCUUCUCACACGAUGCCCUCCGUCCUGUGGAGAAGGGUGGCCUCGCCAUAUUUUGUCCCGCCUGUCCCCAGCCUGGGCUCAACCUGCCUUUCGAUUGGCAAGCAGAUCCAGUGCAGUGGAAGUUCAAAUGCGGCUUUGUCAUGGAUGGCAAUUUCAGUGCAGAGCACAUGAAGAUGAAGCACCCCGAGGAGGACGUCGCCCUCAGUGACGGCCAGGCAUUCAUGGUCGGCCAAGAGGAUUACAAGGCUCAUCUGGCGGUGGCCAUGGAGUCCCAUCAGCGCUCCACUUGUCAUGAGCACCGCACUGUCAAUCAGGCCAAUGUGGAUCGCGCCAACCUCGACGCCACAGGAAUCGGGGCCACUGCUUGCGCCAGACAUGGUUUCUUCGUCCCUCAUACUGUCGUCGAUUUCCAGAAGGGAGAAAGACAAAUGAAUAUGGAUUACUCUCUCAGGAAUGCGCUCCUGACCCUCACCGGUAUCACCCUCGUCCUCGUCAUGUACGACAUCAUGUGCCAGUAUGGCGUCCAUGUCUGCAAACAUUUCCGCCACAGCGCCUAUCUGAGGAUGCCCUUCGAGCUCAAGAUAGACCAAGGCAUCGGCUUGUUUCAUGUGCACGGACACCAAGAUUGCUGCUUCCAAUGGUUCUCGCCCAACUUUAUAGUUGGCGCUGGUAUGGUCGAUGGCGAGGUCAUCGAGACCCUGUGGGCACCCACAAAUGAGGUCUCAGGCAGUACCAGGGGCAUGACCUGA
Messenger RNA from Sparassis crispa, 2823 nucleotides. RefSeq lists its product as hypothetical. Lineage: Eukaryota; Fungi; Basidiomycota; Agaricomycetes; Polyporales; Sparassidaceae. Bases 1 to 2823 code for a protein of 940 amino acids. The transcript is spliced from 10 exons. The record is from RefSeq and is a predicted model, not a curated record.